Molecule: messenger RNA, 912 nt
Organism: Cimex lectularius (bed bug)
Lineage: Eukaryota; Metazoa; Arthropoda; Insecta; Hemiptera; Cimicidae
Exons: 2
Coding region: 27-833 (268 amino acids)
Source: RefSeq, a predicted model, not a curated record
UAUAAGUUUCCUUAUGGUUUAUAAGGAUGAAUUUGACCAGUGUAUUUCUUGUCCUUUUGACAUAUUUUAAAAUUUCUACGGGAUUUACAGAAUCAGGGACCAUCUUGGGCAAGUUGGUUUCAAAGAAGGACGGGAAAAUUUAUUGUUUAGGCUCCUUCGUUACCGUAUACACCCUGAUGACGUCUUGCACGUGCGUCGGCCAAUUCAACGAGAAGAACCGAUUCCUAGCUCACAACAUAACGGAUUUCUUCGUCAAUGUGCACAGUCAAGACCUGGCAUUGAGUAGAUUCUCGAAAUACACGCUUUGCCACAAGAGCCAUAUUUCGGACGCUAUCCAUUUCAACCUCGGCGCAAUACAUUUAGACAGAAUGACCAGUUGGGUCCUGCAACGGAUCAAUCCGAUGAUGCCGCCUACGCAAGGCUUAGAGGACCUGGAGAUCGUGCUCGACGAACUGGAAGAGAAGGCGCAAGGCUGCAUUAUAUUUGGCCGGACGGAUGAAAAUAAAAUCGUUGGUUACCCCACGAACUUGAGCCAGAUGGUAGAGUGCACGCUCAAUUGCAAAACUGCCUGGUUGUGCGAUUAUAUAAACGAAAUGUCAGAAAAUUUUGUUAGAUGCGCCGAGCAGCCGACAGAUUUUAUACCAGGAAGCCCAGUUCUCUGCAACGACACUGUCUGGGGCAUCAUAGACAAAUGUGACGCUGGGAUCGCCAUUUACACACCGCUUGACGUCAACUACGAAUAUUAUUUCGAACUUGUUGGUACCAAUGAAAAUAAAAGAAAGAUAAACGUAGAGGAGCUCGAGGGGACAGAGAUCUCAUACACUCUCUCCUGAACCCGAGGAGAAUCAACCUAAUUAAAAACACAAGGUAUUUAAGAUCAUUUCUUUUAAUUCCGGAUAUCCUUUGAGUGAU